Molecule: messenger RNA, 2815 nt
Organism: Tarenaya hassleriana
Lineage: Eukaryota; Viridiplantae; Streptophyta; Magnoliopsida; Brassicales; Cleomaceae
Product: probable beta-D-xylosidase 2
Exons: 5
Coding region: 183-2570 (795 amino acids)
Biological process (GO): arabinan catabolic process; xylan catabolic process
Cellular component (GO): plant-type cell wall
Molecular function (GO): alpha-L-arabinofuranosidase activity; xylan 1,4-beta-xylosidase activity
Source: RefSeq, a predicted model, not a curated record
UUGUUUUUACGUAAUCCAUUUUUAUCUCUUACAUUAUCUUCAUAAAAUCACUAAAUAUCUACAAAGAAAUCACUAGAUAUCUCUAACUUCCCGUUGGAAAAAAACUAUAUAAGCCCUCAAAGCCCUCUCCCCUUCUACCUCACCCUCUCUCCUUCACCUUCACUUUCCUCUGCUCCAAAACAAUGGGACAGUUGAUUCUCUCUCUUCUUCUUCUCCUGUCAUUUGCCGUCUCUUCCUCUGCAGUCAUACUAGGAGAUGUUCCUCUGAACUACACGCAUGUCUGCGAUCCCGUCAGAUUCAGAAACAUUGGAUUGGACAUGUCGGAAUUCUCCUACUGCGACAAGUCUCUUCCUUUCGACGUUAGGGUUAAGGAUCUCGUCGCUCGGAUGAAACUGUCCGAAAAGGUUGAGCAGAUGGGAGAUAACGCCACCGGCGUCAUGAGGAUCGGCCUUCCGGCGUACGAGUGGUGGUCCGAGGCUCUUCACGGCGUCUCUGACACCGGCGGUGGCUCCACUUUCGGCGGUGCGGUCCCAGGCGCCACCAGCUUUCCCCUCGUCAUCAACUCAGCCGCCUCGUUUAACCGCACGCUCUGGAAGAAGAUUGGACAAGUGAUUUCAAGUGAGGCAAGAGCGAUGCACAACGUGGGACAAGGCGGUUUAACGUUCUGGAGCCCGAACAUAAACGUGGUGAGGGAUCCGAGGUGGGGAAGGAUCUUGGAGACACCGGGUGAAGAUCCUUACGUGGUCGGGACUUACGCCUCGAAUUUUGUCAGAGGGUUACAAGACAUCGAAGGGACGGGAAACACGACAGAUCUGAACUUCAGACCAUUGAAAGUCUCUGCUUGCUGCAAGCAUUACACUGCAUACGACAUCGAUAGGUGGCCGGGUGUCGAUAGAUACAGUUUCGACGCGAGGGUUACGGAGCAAGACAUGAUGGAGACAUUUCAGAUGCCGUUCGAGAUGUGUGUGAAGGAAGGAGAUGCGAGCAGUGUCAUGUGUUCGUUCAACCGUGUCAAUGGCAUUCCCACUUGUGCGGAUCACAGGCUAUUGAAGCACACCAUUAGAAGAGACUGGAACUUGCAUGGUUACAUCGUCGCUGACUGUGAUUCAGUUGACGCCAUGGUCAAAGCUCACAAAUGGCUCGGCGAUACAUUCGAGGACGCAGCUUCGCAAUCUCUCAAAGCAGGUCUGGAUUUGGACUGUGGUGGUUCGUACAGGAUGGCUUUGCAGAACGCGGUUUACCAAGGUCAGAUCAGUGAGUCAUUGGUCGACGAGUCACUCAAGAAUCUCUACGUUGUGCUCAUGAGGCUUGGGUUCUUCGAUGGCCGACCUGAAUUUGCAUCCUUGACGAAAUCCGAUGUCUGCUCAGAAUCUAACAUGAAAUUCGCCGAAGAGGCGGCAAAAGAAGGAAUGGUUCUACUGAAGAACAACGACGAUGUUCUUCCUCUGAGUUCCGACAAGUACAAGAACCUGGCGGUGGUCGGACCUCACGCUAAUGCCACUAUAGCCAUGAUUGGAAACUAUCACGGCGUCCCUUGCCGGUACAUCUCUCCUAUUCAGGGCUUCUCCGAAUUUGCAAACGUCACAUUCUCUGCGGGUUGCGGUGACGUGCUCUGCAAGAAUCGGACGUUGGUUUUUCCGGCGGCUCAGACGGCUAGGAACGCAGACGCGACCGUGAUUGUCGCCGGGUUGGACUUGACUGCAGAGGCUGAGGAUUUGGACAGGCUGGACCUGAAUCUGCCCGGUUAUCAGAAAGAGCUCAUCGUUCAGGUGGCCGAAAUGGCGAAAGGUCCGGUGAUUCUGGUUGUAAUGUCGGGCGGAGGAGUCGACAUAACGUUUGCCAAGAACCACCCCAAUAUCACAGCCAUCCUCUGGGCCGGUUACCCUGGCCAAGAAGGCGGCCGUGCCAUUGCUGACGUCAUCUUCGGACACUACAACCCAGGUGGGAGAUUGCCAUUGACAUGGUACGAAGCGGAUUACGCACAGCAACUUCCGAUGACGUACAUGAAACUACGUCCAGACAACGAGCAAGGGUUUCCUGGAAAGACAUACAAGUUCUACAACGGAACGGGAGUUUUCCCGUUCGGAUACGGACUCAGUUACACAGAUUUCAAGUACGAGAUCUCGCGUUCCGACCAGAUCAUACCAGUGCACGUCAAGAUCUCCAAGAACCAGCUCUGUCGCCACGUAAACUACACCGACCCAGGAGAGGAACCCACCGAAGGUUGCAUGGCCGUCGUGGUGGAUGACUUGCCCUGCAAGGAAACGGUAGCGGUCAAAGUCUCCGUCGAAAACAUCGGUAAGAGAGACGGAAGCGAGGUCAUAAUGGCGUACUCGAAGCCGCCGAGAGGAAUCCAUGGGACCCACAGGAAACAAGUGGUCGGAUUCGAGAGGGUGUUCGUUCCGACAGGGAAGUCUGAGGAUGUCCGGUUCGAGUUCGACGUCUGCCGGAGUUUUUCGAUCGUAGACGCCGUCGGAUACAGGAUUUUGCCGUCGGGGAAUCACGGCGUUUUGAUCGGAGACGGCGAGAGGAGGAUCCCUGUUCAAGUUAAGAUUAGUUUUCAUCACUAGAGAUUCCACCGAGUAAAUUCGAGUUGCCGUAUGUUAAAAGUUAUUAAUAAAGAAAGUUAUUUUAAUAUCCACGUGGCGUAAAAGUCAAACUAAGUCAACCGUGGAUGAGGAAAAUUGGGCCGAAGUAUUAAUUUGGGCCUUCAUUUUAAACCCAAUAAUAAUUUUGGCACGGAUUCCAAAAUAUUUUAUGAAAAAAAUGGCCUUAAAAGAUAAAAUCCGAUAAAAUCUCUACGGGUCAAUCUUUU